CGAAGACACGCAUGUUAGAUGAAAAAAAAAAAAAUGUAUGAGAAUAUCGAGUAUUAAGUUAUAGCCGGCAGUAGUGAGAAUUAUUAUUUUUAGGGAAGGAAGCGCGGAGAAUGAAAAACACUUUUUUUCAUUUCAGUUCUCGACAAUCGAUGAGUACGAGAGGUUUACAAAAUUAAUUGAGUAAAAGAAAAAUUUUGUGUAUAGUUUGUGUGACAAGGCAAUAAAGUUAUUCAACAAAUAUCGAAUAAAUAUUAAAAUUAUUAAAUGUACCUUAGUACCUUAGGAAAAUAAUCUCUAGCAUGAAAAAUUGUUGGUUAUUUACUUACUCAUAGAAUAAUAAGAAGAAAAGUAAAAGAUCGUGAAAAGUUUAUGUUGUCCUCAAGUAUAUAAAUGUAUAGAAAACUAUUUGAGUAAUUUGAUUCCAUCAGUUCUAAAUAAUUAAACAAAGGAAUUACAAAAGGUGCAAAUUAGUGAUCCAAAAAUGACGUUUGAAAAUAAUUUGGAAUCGCUUAUAAGUCACAAAGAUAAUAAUAAUGUAAACAAUCAUGUGGUUAUUGUGCCUGCUAAUGCUGAUAAAGAAGUGAAUAAUGUAUUAAAAAAUGAGUCUGCUGAUGUCUACGAACCUCCUGAUGGAAGCUUUCGAGGAUAUGCAGUCAUGAUAUCAGCAUUUAUGUGUAAUGGAAUCCUAUUUGGCAUUAUAAAUACAUAUAGUGUUAUAUAUCUUAGUCUACAAAGGCAGUUAAAGGAAAGUGGCGACGAGCUUGCAUCAAGUAAAGCAUCCUUGGUUGGAUCGUUGACUAUUGGAGCUACAUUCUUCUUUUCGCCAGUAUCUGGUAUUCUUGUUGAUAAGCUGGGGUUACGUACGACAACUUUUCUUGGUGGAAUCUUGACCACCACUGGAAUGUUUAUUUCUUCAUUGCAUAUAAAUACUCCUUUUGAGCCUGAAAAGGUUUCAAUUUUGUACGUCAGCUAUGGAUUAAUGUUUGGUACAGGAGCAGCUCUCGCCUAUACUCCAACAUUAGCGAUUCUUGGACAUUAUUUUAAAAAGAAGAUGGGAAUUGUAAACGGAUUUGUUACUGCUGGAUCUUCAGUUUUUACAUUCUUGAUGCCUCCAUUUUUAACAGAGAUCGAGCAGCAGUAUGGAUUAAAAAAUUGUUUAAGAACAAUGAUGGUAAUGUCGAGUUUCAUAAUUUUAUUCUCAAUUAUUUAUAAGCCACUCCAACCACCCCCACCAAAAAAGCCAGAAAAAAUUAACAAAUCACGCUGUUACAAUGUAACAAGAUCUAUAAUCAAUUUUGAUAAUUGGAAGAGAAAGAAGUAUGUAGUAUGGGCAAUUUCUAUUCCUGUAGCACUUUUUGGAUAUUUCGUACCCUACGUACACAUUGGAAAAUUCAUUGAGGAAAAGUUUCCAGAAAAUAACAAAAAUCUGCCAUUGAUGUGCAUUGGAAUUGCAAGUGGAAUUGGACGUUUAGUCUUUGGAUACAUCUCUGAUUUACCUCGUGUUGAUCGAAUCUUAUUACAACAAAUCUCAUUUUAUUUUAUUGGUCUCAUGACAAUUUUUGUUCCACUAACAUCAAACUACAACCUGUUGCUGCUAGCAGUCUUAGCAUUAGGAAUUUUUGAUGGAUGCUUCAUUAGUUUAUUGGGACCAAUAGCAUACGAUUUCUGUGGAUCGCAUGGGGCUGCGCAAGCAAUUGGAUUCCUACUUGGGCUUUGUUCAUUUGGUUUAACAAUUGGACCUCCACUUGCAGGAGAGCUUUAUGAUAGUACUCAAUCAUAUACACUGCCAUUCAUAAUUGCUGGAAUUCCGCCGAUUAUAGGUGCUACAUUAAUGUUCGUUAUCAGAUGUGUGCAGAAUGAAAGAAAGCCAACUAAAGAGUCUAAAGAAGCUCAGCCACUUCAACCAAUGCCUCAAAUAGCAUGGUCAAAAGAAAAAAUAAUUCAAAAAGGAAAUGAUGAACGUCGUGCGACACUUGCAGCUCCAGGUACUCCUCUUUUAAAAUCUUAUCCAAUUUCCAUACUAGUGCUUCAAUCUAAUGAUGGUACAAGGAAAUAUUCGUAUAGCUAUAUGUAAUCUAUUUAUUUGUAGACUAGAUAAUUUAAUAUUCUCAUAUUUUUAUAUUAUUGUCUUUUAUUUGGCUCCAAACAACACUCUGAAAAAAUAGUGGAGGCUUUAUAGAUGUAGCA
Molecule: messenger RNA, 2187 nt
Organism: Chironomus riparius
Lineage: Eukaryota; Metazoa; Arthropoda; Insecta; Diptera; Chironomidae
Source: the annotation of a GenBank genome assembly